CGGAAACUAAUACCAAUGCCUAUUCACAAUAAUCAUUUCCAAGAGCAAAAAAGAAGAAGAAAAUAUACUCCUAUCUAGAAGAACUCUAAGUUAUCAUCAGCUGAAAGAAUGGAGGGAGAAGCUGCUGCCACCGUCCUUCAAGUUCUUGUUCAAAACCUCAUCGACCAUUCCAAGAAAGAGUUCUUUCUUGUGCGAGGCCUCAACAAAGAAGCAGAAAAGUUAACUCUGAGUCUGGACACGAUCCAGAAAUUCUUGAACGAUGCAGAGAUGCGUACCAUCCCGGGUGAUGCUGUCAAAAGCUGGCUCAAGAAGCUUGAAAAUGUGGCCUUCGAUGCUGACAACGUUUUGGAUGAGUUCAACUAUCAUCUCCUCUGCAAACAAAUCAAGCCCAUCAUGCCCAAUGAACCCGUCAAACCCAUGAAACAAAAGGUACUCUCGUGCUUCUCACCAUGCGUUAAAUAUUCACGCUCUCGAAAUAUGGCUCUUAGGAUCCAAGAAAUCAAUGAGAAUUUGGAGGCCAUUCACAAAGAGGGAGCCGGGCUUGGCCUCAAAGAGAUGCCUCCCACCAAUGUGCCCACUUUGCCUGUUGUGUCUCGUGAAACUGACUGUUUCACUCUUGAUCCAAUUUUUAUUGGAAGAGAUGACGAGCUGUCAGAAUUAGUUGAAAAGGUUACCGCUUGUAUCACAACUGAUGAACGUGUUUCUAUUCAUGCUAUUGUGGGAAUGGGAGGAUUGGGGAAGACAACUUUUACUAGGAAAGUCUUUCAUCUUCUAAAAGAAGAAAAUCUGUUUGGAUUACAUGUUUGGGUGCAUGUUUCGCAAAUUUUUGAUCCAAUGGCUCUUCUAAAGAAAAUCCUCAAAGAGUUGAAUCCCGAAAAAGUUGAAGCUGAGAUGAGUAGGCAAGAUAUUAUGCAAAACCUGGGAGAAGAAUUGAAAGAAAAAAAAUAUCUUCUUAUUCUUGAUGAUGUUUGGAAUCAAGAACUUAGCAAAUGGGAAGAUUUUAUCAAUUCCUUGAAGGGCGUUAGUUCUAUUAAGGGAAAUGUUAUUGUUGUUACCACCAGAAUUAUGGAGGUCGCUUCAAUUGUGAGUCCACAUUGUCCACACAAGUUGAAAGAGUUAUCCGAACAAGAUUGUUUGUCAAUUAUCAAAGAAAAAUGCUUUGGUAAAAAAGAAUUCCCGUUGGAAUUUGAGGCUAUUGGGGAAAAAAUUGCGAAAAGAUGUAAAGGUUUGCCGUUAGCUGCUAACGUAGUUGGUGGAGUAUUGCGAAAUAAAACUAAAGAAAAAUGGAUCUCAAUCGAAGGGGGAUGGCUUGCACACAAGGAAGGAGCUCAUAUCACAAAUAUAUUGAGGUUGAGCUAUGAUGAAUUGUCUAUACCAUCACUCAAGAAGUGUUUUGCAUACUGUUCUGUUUUUCCUAAAGGUUGCAGAUUUAAAAAGCAUGAAUUGAUUGAGUAUUGGAUGGGAGAAGGAUUUCUCGAAGCUGAUGAAAAUAAUGACUUGGAAUUUGUGGGAGAAAACUUUUUCAAUAUUCUUCUUGACAACUCUCUACUGCAAAAUGCAGGAAGAAAUUUUGGCGAGGUGGAAUAUGUGAUGCACGAUCUUGUGCAUAAUCUUGCAUGUUCUGUUUUAGGAGGUUCUCAUAAUGCAUCUGGCAUCUUCCCAGUUCGAUACAUGUUCCUUGAAGACAAGUCAAAGGAUGUUUUGGAAAAAAAUGCAAAAUAUUUGCGAACAUUAUUGUACAUGCAUGAGAGUUAUGGUAAUAUGUUCUCAGAUUUCAAAUGUCUCCAUGUUUUAACAUUUGGAAAUGAUUUGGUUGAUGAGUUGCCAAGUUCUAUCAUGAAGUUGAUACAUUUGAGAGUUCUUAAUAUCAACGAAUCAAAUAUUACAUGUCUUCCGGAUUGGAUUGGUAAACUGGUUCACUUGCAAACAUUGAGAGCAGAGGUACGUUAUGUAGCAGAGCAACUUCAACUUCCAAGCACUUUGAAGUACUUGACUAACUUAAGGCAUCUCUAUGUUAAGGAAGACGUAGAUUUGCCUGCGGAGAUGGGGCUAUUAACUUCUCUCCGAACCCUAGAGUAUUUUAGGGUGGGCGAGAGGAGUGGCUUCAAAAUUGAAGAACUUGGAUGUUUGGAUGAUCUCAAAGGAAGUUUGACAAUUUCAAGGCUGGAAAAGGUUGGUAACAAGGAAGAGGCUGAGAAAGCAAAUCUACAUAAAAAGUCAAAGUUAUUGGAGUUGAACUUGAAGUGGGAUCGGAAUAGAGAAGGUGAAACUACAAAUGAUGAGGAUGUGUUGGAAGGCCUUCAACCUCACUCAAAUUUGAAGAAGUUAAGGAUUGAAGGAUUCAAGGGAAAAAGAUUUCCAUUAUGGACUCGAAAGAUGGAUGUUGAAAAAGUGGGUCAAACCUCUUGUGUACCACUUAACAAUUUGGUUGAGAUAACUCUCUCAAAGUGCUCUGAAUGUGAAGAAAUAUCAAUGUUAGGGCAGUUGCCAAAUCUCAAGCUUCUUCGUUUGUAUGGAUUGAGUAAUGUGAAGUCCAUAAAAUCUUCUGCCCAUAAAUCCCACUGUAUUGUUUUUCCAGCUCUUGAAAGCCUCGAAAUGUAUAACAUGCCUAGGCUGACAGAGUGGGUACACACAGAAUCAGUGGGUGUAAGUGGUGUCAAGCUAUUUCCUCACCUCCAACGCUUGGAGAUCGAAAGUUGCAAUCAAUUGACGAAUUUUCCAGCUAUUUUCCUCCCAGAUUGGUUAUUCAAUAGCAAUCCCAAUCUGUCGGUAUUGGAGAUAAAGGAAUGCUACAAUUUGAGAGGACUACCAGACGGUCUAUGCAGCAUCAAAUCUUUGGAGAAGUUGAUUAUAAAAGAGUGUCGAAAUUUGGAACAUAUGGGCGUACAACAAUCACAAGGAAGCCUCACAUGCCUUAAAGAGUUGGAGAUUGUGGACUGCGAUGCUUUGCUUUAUCUGCCAUGUGAACUGCUAGGAUCCUCGCUUGAGACACUGAGGUUGGAGGAUUUAAGUAGCCUAAAGAAUGUAGCUGAGAUAAUUGACUAUCUGCCGAAAUUGGCCCGUCUAACAUGGUUGAGAAUUCUUGGUGUUCCUCAAUUUUCGGCUGUUAAUUUUAGUAUUAGUCAUAGCCUGGUAUUAAAUUUUAGUGUGCUGGGAUCAAUGGGGAUUGUUGAUGUCAUAUUGCAAGGAUGCAGCUUCCCAAUUCAUGAAUUAGAAUUGAAGGGGAGGGAAGGUUGGGAAAGUCUGCCGGAAUCAAUUCAAACUCUCACUGCUCUGGAAAUAUUAAGAUUGGAGAAUUUUGGAAUGGAAGAGUUACCUGAUUGGUUGGGAAACUUGUCAGACCUACGGGUGUUGUAUAUAGGUAAUUGCAAGAAGUUAAGGCGUCUACCCAUAAAUGUGAUACGGUGCAUCGCUAAGUUACAAUACUUACAUAUAAAAGACUGCCCACGAGUAUGUUUUGACAUUUCCCAAUGGCCCGACAUUUCCCAUAUCCCCUACAUCUGGAUUGAUGGACAACUAGGAGUGGUGAGGGGAACAGAUGAUGAUGAUGCAGUGCGCAGAGAGGAAAUGUGGAGAGAUUUCUUGGAGCGAAAGCAAAGACAAAAUUCGUACACUGAAGUAAAAGAAGCUAAAGAUGAAGUUGAAGAAGAAGCUGAAGUUGAAGCUAAAGAUGGAGAAGCUGAAGUUGAAGCUAAAGAUGUAGAAGCUGGAGAAGAAGCUAGGAGGUGAAGACGGAAUUAUUGUGCAUCAAACAUUUCUUCAAAUUCACACUGGUUUGGCCGAAGAAGGUGAAGCAGAGACUUGUUUAAAGAGCAGUGUCGAAUUUGCAUACCAAGAAAGUUUGACGACUGUACUCAUUUAUUCCAGGUGUUAUUGCAUGAGAGUUUGGAUUAAGUACUAUAUCAACUUACAAAUUAAGAGAGUUGCACGAUAUUCACAACAUAUGUUUCCUUACAAUGAAAAAAUAUGUUCCAGUUUGCUGGAUAUUAUAUUCAUGUUUAAUAUUAUACUAUAGUUAUA
Molecule: messenger RNA, 4020 nt
Organism: Salvia hispanica
Lineage: Eukaryota; Viridiplantae; Streptophyta; Magnoliopsida; Lamiales; Lamiaceae
Product: disease resistance protein RGA2-like
Molecular function (GO): ADP binding
Source: RefSeq, a predicted model, not a curated record